AUGACAACUGUAUCUAUCGGCCAGGCUGAGGAUGGAAGCCACCCAGCCUGGCCACAGGAUGAAGUUACGAGUUCUUUAGUUGGACGAGUGGGGUUUUCGCCAAUCUAUUCUGGGGCCGAUUUAUCUUCUUUUUCAUUUGAGGGCUAUUGCGAUCCAGUCGUGAUAGGGGGUAGACAAGGAGAAAUCCUGGCUCCUUCCUCUACGAUAGUGACCGAUACUGUGAUCGGGGACAGCAGAGAACCUUCUUGGCCGGAGCAAUACCUAGACCUCAUCGCACAGAACAACCUACUGUGGCUGGAAGACUUCGCUGAAAACCAGUCACAUUCUGCUAAUAUCGUGGAAGCCUCGACUCUGACCACAAGACGUGGCUUGGAUGGAUGCCUGAGUGAUAAAGGUUACGAGAGUACCACCGCAGCUGUGGUUGUUGGACGGGCUGAUUCAGGAACAUAUGUUUCGAGGUUUCAGGAAGUUCCAAUGCCUUCUUAUGAUUAUGAGAUUUCACCAGAGGAUGGGUUAUAUCACUGCCAAGAUCGUGCAUGCGUGGCCCAGACUGGCUUUUCAAGAAAAUGUGAUUUGCAAAAGCAUAUGCGCAGUCACAUCAAGCCAGUUAAAUGCCCCAUAUGUACGGUAACCAAGGCUCAGCAGGUUCAUAUGCGCCGACAUAUUGAGGUGCAUCACGGUGGAUGGGCUCGGCAAUGGUGGCAAGUGGGAGUUGUGUGUGAAAUAUGUGGUAAAUCAUUCACAAGGAAAGACAAUCUUCGGAGACACCACCGAAGUCAGCAUGAAGAUAUUAGUAGCCUUUCUGUAUCUGAUUAAGGAAUUUCGUCUGUGGGGCCUAUGCUCUUUCGAGUCUAUGAAGGUUCUUGAAUGGUAUUUUAGAUCCCCUCCAAGCUAACGUCUGGUGACAAGCAG
Molecule: messenger RNA, 912 nt
Organism: Aspergillus vadensis CBS 113365
Lineage: Eukaryota; Fungi; Ascomycota; Eurotiomycetes; Eurotiales; Aspergillaceae
Product: C2H2-type zinc finger protein
Exons: 3
Coding region: 1-816 (271 amino acids)
Biological process (GO): regulation of transcription by RNA polymerase II
Molecular function (GO): DNA-binding transcription factor activity; RNA polymerase II cis-regulatory region sequence-specific DNA binding
Source: RefSeq, a predicted model, not a curated record